GACUGCAGAAUUUGCAUGGCAUCCAUCAUUCCAUAUCCCACAUCCAUCUGGCGGCAUCGUUCAUUCGAAUCAGUUUAUCUUGCGCUGUCGCCGUGUGCACGUUUCAAUCCCAUAAUAUCGGAAAUUAUUCGUAGAAUCGUUCAAUAUAUAUUUUUUUUUGGGGUUACAAAAACUUUAAAACUGGACAACAUUUUUGAGGAUUGUCAGCAGCGGCAGCAGUUUCACAAAAUGUCUCACGGCGAACGAAAAGGUCGCCUCAAUGUGGUCAAGUUCCUGGAGUUGGGCUUUGCUGUAGCUUGUUUAGUGCUACAUUUCUAUAGCUUUAAUGAUCGGGAUAUAAUGACAUCGUUUCUGGCCACAGGCACCUUUACGGGUUAUAUCAUAGUUGUGAUUGGAGUAUUUGCGGGCGUCUUAAUGCGUGCGCCCAUACACAAGCGCAUCGAUAUUUUCUUCAGUGUCCUGGGCUGCACUCUUUUUGUGGCCAGCGGUGUGUUCAUCAUCGAAGCCUGGGAGUUUUCGUUCAGAACCCGGACCCGGGACUUGGCGUUAAUCAAGGCCUCGCUAUCCAUCGUGAAUGGUGUACUCUUUGGAUUCGAUGCCGUCUUUACAUUUCGCGACAAGUGAGAGAUCAAGAGAGUCAAGGAAGAAGGAAACCGGCCUAAUCAUUUAUCAUUCAAAAAACAAAAAUCCCAUCUCCAAUAUCCCUAAAGCUAUAAUUUUCAAGUUUGGAAUAACUACUUGAGGGAGAGCUUCUUUUAAUGCAUUUAAUAGUUGUAAGUCUAAUCUUCUAUUUAUUAUUUGGAAAACCACAUACAACAGCUGUUUAACGUUAAUAUAUUUAUAUAUUUAAGCAUAUCCUUUUUUUUUUUUUUUUUUUUGUAUCAAUAAAAAUUAAUUCUCACAUCAAUCUUUCAGUAAUUUUAUGUAGAGAAAAGGGUUGAAAUAUAUUUAAAUACCUUUGUUUACCAUUCUAAGACCGCAAAGGAAAAAAGAUAAACUUGAAUUUCGUUGAAUUAAGAUAAUGUAUUUUGAUGUGUGCAGAAAAAAAUACAAAAACAUAACGAAACACAUUAUUUUUCGCUAAAACUCGAGCACAU
Messenger RNA from Drosophila kikkawai, 1097 nucleotides. RefSeq lists its product as uncharacterized. Gene Ontology annotation, cellular component: plasma membrane. Gene Ontology annotation, biological process: septate junction assembly. Lineage: Eukaryota; Metazoa; Arthropoda; Insecta; Diptera; Drosophilidae. The record is from RefSeq and is a predicted model, not a curated record.